This is a messenger RNA of Kickxella alabastrina, 3232 nucleotides long. RefSeq names its product tRNA synthetases class I-domain-containing protein. Gene Ontology annotation, biological process: isoleucyl-tRNA aminoacylation. The coding region runs from base 77 to 3097 and encodes 1006 amino acids. Lineage: Eukaryota; Fungi; Kickxellomycota; Kickxellomycetes; Kickxellales; Kickxellaceae. The record is from RefSeq and is a predicted model, not a curated record. The transcript has a single exon. Gene Ontology annotation, cellular component: cytosol. Gene Ontology annotation, molecular function: aminoacyl-tRNA deacylase activity; tRNA binding; isoleucine-tRNA ligase activity.
CUUCCCUCGAAUUCGAAUUUGCUUUAUUUAUACUUGCGUACAGGUUACCCAAUUUGGACACGACGCAAAGACACAUAUGAUCCGGGCACUUACCGCCCAGCGCCUAUUCCCGCACAGUCACGUUCUCGCGCCGGCGGGCAUGUAUAGAUGCGCCGCAUCGACAGGCUUCUCGGCAAGAGCAUACGCCACCGACUCAGAGGACGCCAAAAAGUCGGCGAAUCUCUACUCACACACUCUGAAGCUGCCAAAAACUGAGUUCCCCUUGCGAGCAGACGCAGCCCGCCGUGAAAAACAGUUCCGGGAACGCUGCACAGACACGCUUUACGAGUGGCAGCUCAAAAACAAUACAGGCUCGCAGUUUAUCCUUCAUGACGGCCCGCCUUACGCCAACGGUGACUUGCACAUUGGCCAUUUUAUGAACAAGGUUCUAAAGGAUAUUAUUAAUAGAUACCAGGUUAUGCAGGGCCGGCGCGUGUUGUACAUACCGGGAUUCGACGGACAUGGAUUGCCGAUUGAGCAAAAGGCAUUGGCUUCGUUGAAGGGCCGGGAGCACGAUUCACUCGAUCCCAUGGAGAUCAGAAGGCUGGCACGCAACUUUGCCAUGAAAGCAGUCAGCCGACAGACAAAGAGCUUCCGGGAUUAUGCGGUAAUGGGUGACUGGGCCAAUCGGUACUUGACGCUGGACCCCGCGUACGAAGCGAACCAGCUAGAAAUCUUUAAAACAAUGGUUGAGUGUGGUUAUAUUUACCGCCAGAACAAACCCGUGUAUUGGUCGCCGUCGUCGCGCACUGCACUGGCCGAAGCCGAGCUGGAGUACAACGAGGAGCACGUUAGUACUAGCGUAUACGUCAAGUUCCCGCUUACUGGCGAGUCUGCGGCUCGCCUCGGUACAGAGGGGAAAGUUGAUUUGUUGAUUUGGACAACCACGCCAUGGACGCUCCCAGCCAACUCUGCGAUCGCAAUGAAUCCUGAUAUGGACUACGCUCUUGUGCGUGUCACUGAGGGCCCGGGUUCCGGGUUUAAAUGCCACCAGCUGGUUGUCGGAAAGAGCAGGCUUGCCGCAAUAACUGACAUUCUGCCUGCAGAGUCCAGCACCAAAAUGCUCCGUGAGUUCAAGGGCCGCGAGCUGGAGGGACUUUUGUACACCAGCAUCUUGCGCAACAAGGUCUGCCGGGUGCUUGCCGCGGAUUAUGUCACAGAAGAUGCAGGCACUGGUCUGGUCCACACUGCACCGGGGCACGGAAAGGAUGACUACGACUUGGGGAUGGCCAACGGAAUCGACGCGUACUCGCCGGUUGACGACCACGGCCGGUUCACCAGCGAAGCUGGUGCAGCGUUUGAAGGAAAGGACGUUCUGAGCGACGGAACCGCGGCGGUCAUCGACAUGCUGACUGUGUCCGGCGCGCUUCUUGCGCAAUGCAAGCUCACGCACAGCUACCCGUACGACUGGCGCACAAAGCAGCCGAUCAUUCAGCGCGCGACCCCACAGUGGUUUGCUAAUGUCAGGGAUCUCAAGGGCGCCGCCUGGAGCUCAGUCGAUGAUGUGCUGAUCGUUCCUGAGUCGGGCAGGCGCAGGCUGAAGGCCUUUGUGACCGGUCGCUCCGAGUGGUGCAUUUCGCGGCAGCGCGUGUGGGGAGUGCCCAUCCCCGUGCUCUACAACACACGGACGGGCGAGCCCCUUUUGACCUCCGAGUCGAUUGACCAUAUAAUCCAGGUCAUUCGGACCAACGGCGGCUCCGAUGCCUGGUGGAAGUUGCCAGUCGAGGACUUUUUACUCCCCGAGUAUCGCGAAGGGGGUGAUACUUUUUCUAAGGGCGCCGAUACGAUGGAUGUGUGGUUCGACAGCGGCAGCUCAUGGAAGCUGCUUGAGGACAAGGUUGAAAGCCGCGAGGGCGCGUAUGCUGACAUGUACCUCGAGGGCAGUGACCAACACCGGGGUUGGUUCCAGUCGUCGCUUCUGACUUCAAAUGCUGUGCGCAAUGUGGCCCCUUACAAGGCGCUGGUAACGCACGGGUUUACUCUGGACGAGCACGGUCGCAAGAUGUCAAAGUCGAUUGGCAACACGCUGGCGCCCAGCCUGGUCAUAGAGGGUGGCAAAGACAAGAAGAAGGAGCCUGCGUACGGCGUUGAUCUUUUGCGGCUGCUGGUUGGAUCUACGGACUAUACCAGUGACGUGAGCUUUGGGCCGACGAUAUUUGCUGGCUUCAGCGACAAUAUCCGCAAGAUCCGAGGAACAGUGCGCUUUAUGCUUGGAAACCUCGACGGCUUUGUGCCCGAGAUGGCGGUUUCUUACGAGCAGAUGCCAAGCAUCGACCGGUAUAUGCUGCACGAGCUGCGCCAGUUCAAGCAGGGCGCCAAGCGCUCGUUCGAUAGCCUUGAGUUUUUCCGUGCGAUGCAGGCGCUCAACAACUUCACCAACACUACGCUAUCGGCCUUCUACUUUGACAUAAGCAAGGACCGGCUGUAUGCGAGCAGCACAAGCGACCUCGAGCGGCGAUCGGCGCAGACCGUACUUUACUACACACUGAUCAACUACACCACGGUGCUUGCACCCGUGACGUGCCAUCUGGCCGAGGAGGUGUGGGAGUUUUUGGGGCCUGUGCGCAAGGCUUUUGGUCACGAGUCAUUUAGUGUGUUCCAGGAGCAGUGGGACCAGACCAGCGAGUCAUGGGACAGUCCGACCCUGGCCGAGGAAUGGGCAGUGCUGCGCAAGAUCCGCGGCCUGGCCAACCGCGCAAUCGAGGCGGCACGCCAGGGAAAGGUCAUCGGCAGCUCGCUGGAGGCAGAGCUGGAUAUAUACGUGCCGCUUGGCUCGCGCCUUGGCCAGCUGCUCAAGGCGCAUGAGAGCGAUCUCAACCAAAUAUGCAUUACUUCAAGAGCUGAGGCGCAUGAAAGGGCUGAUGUGGUUGACAUACCAGCAUUAGAGGGCGAAUUCUCCCAGGCGGACGAGAUCGCUGCGUUUGGCACAGAAACUGGCGUUAAGGUCGUAUGCCGCCGGUCGUCUCUGCAAAAGUGCCCACGGUGCUGGAACUUCCAUUCAACAGCGGCCAAUGUUCUUUGCAGGCGUUGCGACAUUGCCGUGGCCGACUUGGCGUAGGCAACAGCUGCAUAAACUAUUCGAGCUUGCAUGGGCUGAGCUGCAUGCAAGUCUUUUUUAAGUCGUUCUUUUUUCCGCACUCACAAUUGAACCAGAAAUAAAAACCCUGGGACAUAUAUUCAGGUGAAAUCAAAU